Messenger RNA from Zymoseptoria tritici IPO323, 764 nucleotides. RefSeq lists its product as uncharacterized. Gene Ontology annotation, biological process: negative regulation of translation; translation. The transcript is spliced from 2 exons. The record is from RefSeq and is a predicted model, not a curated record. Gene Ontology annotation, cellular component: mitochondrial large ribosomal subunit; ribosome. Gene Ontology annotation, molecular function: mRNA binding; structural constituent of ribosome. Lineage: Eukaryota; Fungi; Ascomycota; Dothideomycetes; Mycosphaerellales; Mycosphaerellaceae. The coding region runs from base 16 to 540 and encodes 174 amino acids.
GCAUCACCACCCACCAUGUCGCAAUACAUAGGCAAAACACGACUGGCAUACUCCCGCUCCUGGCACCUCCUCGACGUCGGCGCCGAUCCCCGCCCUCUCGGCCGACUAGCCUCACAAAUCGCAAUAUGCCUCAUGGGCAAGCACAAACCGAUCUACGACCCUUCAUCAGACUGCGGCGACUACGUCGUGGCAGUAGGAUGCCAUGACUUACACACGACGGGAAAGAAGCGGUUUCAAAAGAAGUACUACUCCCAUACGACACGGCCGGGUAGUUUGAAGGAGAUCACGAUGGACAAGAUGAUGGCGAAGUGGGGAGGCGGAGAGGUAUUGCGGAGAGCGGUGCGAGGCAUGCUGCCGAAGAAUCGAUUACGAGAUGAGAGGAUGGCAAGGUUGAAGUGUUUCGAGGGAUUGGUACAUCCAUACAAGCAGAAUUUGCUUCAGACGCCGACAACGAAUAUAGCACAAUUACCGGAAGUGCAGGCGACAUUGCAGGGGCAAAAGACUUUCGACAGCUCGUCAAGUUCACCGCCAGCGCAAUGAUGGGUUGAGGAAGCGAUUGAAUGUACCAAGGAAUGAUCCUCAGUCUGCGCGAAAGCAUGGCGUUAUGGGAGAAAUGUUGUACAGGAACGAGCAGGCAUCGACGAGACGGGCAGAGCAUUGUAAUGAGUCUUUGCAUUGGGUAUCGUGAUCUCGAUUCGAGAUUUGGUAUUCUAUCGGAGCGUAUCGAACUCCAGACGCCUCUGGGACAUGAAGGCUCAGGGACU